Messenger RNA from Alternaria arborescens, 399 nucleotides. RefSeq lists its product as hypothetical. Bases 1 to 399 code for a protein of 132 amino acids. The record is from RefSeq and is a predicted model, not a curated record. The transcript has a single exon. Lineage: Eukaryota; Fungi; Ascomycota; Dothideomycetes; Pleosporales; Pleosporaceae.
AUGGCCCCUCCCAAGCGCGCCUUGUUCUCUCUGAACCUCGACACUGACGCAGACCACGUAUACCAAAAAGUCGAAGACCACAACAAGGACGGUGUAGACAGAGUUAAAGUCUUGGAAAGCAAAGGACCCAUUCACGGACACACGGAUUUGAGUUACGUGACGAGGCCGUUUGAGAAGACUGUUAAUCGAGCUGUUAACGAGGUUAUUGACGGAAGAAAAGUCAAGUCCGCGGAAGGAGAAAUAUCGUAUUCGACAACUAGAACUGAAAGACGAAGUGGUGGUACUUCUAGACGAAAUCAGGACACAGACGACGAAGACAGGGAGAAGAGUCGGUUGAACGUCGUUAGUAAGACGAAGAGAAGGAAUAUCGAGAGAAAGUACGACACUUCAGAACUUUGA